Messenger RNA from Ruditapes philippinarum (Manila clam), 918 nucleotides. RefSeq lists its product as uncharacterized. The coding region runs from base 1 to 918 and encodes 305 amino acids. The transcript has 4 exons. Lineage: Eukaryota; Metazoa; Mollusca; Bivalvia; Venerida; Veneridae. The record is from RefSeq and is a predicted model, not a curated record.
AUGAGAGGCGGACGAGGCAAAAGAGCGAGGGUCUCUAAAGUGCUACAAGUUGACCCAGUCGCCGCUUCAGAUAUGCAGUUUGGUAGAGGUUCACAGUGUGUAGAAAUCGCGGCUUCAUCCACUGGCGGAGACGCAUACAAACAGUCUUCUAGUGGUCCACAGUCUGUUGAAACAGCGGCAAGGACGCAGGAGCGUCGCCAAAGGUUUCCGAUACAUGCAAGGGCAACUCAUGUCAAACGAGGAUUGAAGUACAAGAUUGAAAACAUCGGUAAAAUACUCAGAGAAAAUAACCUCUCCAAAUUGCUCAACAAGAAACAGCAAAUCAUCGGAAGAAUGAAAUGUGAGGAGUUGAAUAGAACAAAAGUCGCAAGAGCAGCAGUAACAGAUGCUGGUGGAUGGUGCCCGAUAGCCUCAAGAACGAAACAUUCCGGAUUUGACAAACAGCUUGCAAUAACUUUAGCCAAGUUUUUUGAAGGAAAUUACAUUGCAAGUUUUGGUGACGGUCCAGGUAAAUUCAAAGAAGCUGUACUUGAAACAGGGCUCGUGAGAGCAUACGAUGCAUAUGAUGGCGCACCAUUUUGUGAGGUUACAAGCAACGGUCUCGUGCAAUUUCUUGAUCUUUCUAUUCCGCAAUUUGGUUUACCAGUUUACGAUUGGAUAUUGUGUCUUGAAGUAGCCGAACAUGUACCCAAAGCCUUUGAGGAAGUAUUACUAGGUAACUUAGUUCGACAUGCGCGAAAAGGUGUGAUUCUUAGCUGGGCAAGGCUAGACCAACCGGGUUAUUCUCAUGUCAACAAUCGAUCUCCGGAAUAUGUAAUAUCUUGCAUGGAUAAGCUUGACUUUGAGAUUCAUAGAGAGUUUACGAAUCAAAUCAGAAAUGGAACGACAAUAUAUUAUCUUAAAAGUAAUUUAAGGUAG